CUCCUUCUUGUUGAUGCGGAGGUGAUGGACGGUCCCCUCCGCCGCCCAGCGGGGCUCCUCGGCUCCCCCCCGGCUUCUGGGAGCCAGCCCGCGGGCUCCGACGCGCUCACCUCCGGAAAGCCGCUCGCUUUCUCCAUUGACCGGAUUAUGGCGCGGACGCCCGAGCCCCGGUCGAUACCGGGCCCGGUCCCGGUCCCCAGCUGGUUCCAGUCCGCUCCCGCGGGGAAACCCGACGCGUGCCCGUCCUCGCUGCACUGCAUGAUCCCGCUGGUGCCGCUCGGCUACGAGCCGGGUCACCGGCUCAGCCUCGCGGCGCUGGACCCGGGACACUUCGACGCGGCGACCCUCGCGGCUCCCGCGGACUUUUUGGGCUUCGGCUUGAGCCACAAGAGCGCGCACCAGGACCCCGCGUCGUGCCCGGUCGCCGCGGGCCAGUACAAGCUGUUCCGGCCGCGCGUGGUGAACCAGUCCUCCUCCUUCCCCACCGUGGGCACCGUGUGCUACCUGAACUGCGGCGGCGGGGACGUGGGCGCGUGCGCGCCGGGCCCCGCCGGCCUGGUGAACCUGCACCCCAUGGCCUCGUACCUGCUCAGCGCGCGCCACAAAGCCUUCAUGGCGGAGAAGAGCAAGCCGGGCCCGGGGCCAGCCGGGGACCGGUACCCGGGGUCCGGCGCGCAGGCCUUCAAGGAGCUGGCCCAGAGCCAGAUCCAGAUCCAGAACUACAUGAAGGAGCGAGACCAGAUCCUCACGGACAAGAUCUUCAAGGGGUCCGCGGCGGUGGCGGCGGCCGCGCGGCUGAGCGGCGCGUGCCCGGGCAGCAAGCCCAAAGUGUUCACCUGCGAGGUCUGCGGCAAGGUGUUUAACGCGCACUACAACCUGACGCGCCACAUGCCCGUGCACACGGGCGCGCGGCCGUUCGUGUGCAAAGUGUGCGGCAAAGGGUUCCGGCAGGCGAGCACGCUGUGCCGCCACAAGAUCAUCCACACGCAGGAAAAGCCUCACAAGUGUAACCAGUGCGGGAAAGCCUUCAACCGCAGCUCCACGCUCAACACGCACACGCGCAUCCACGCGGGAUACAAGCCGUUCGUGUGCGAGUUCUGCGGGAAAGGAUUCCACCAGAAAGGGAACUACAAGAACCACAAGCUGACGCACAGCGGCGAGAAGCAGUUCAAGUGCUCCGUGUGCAACAAGGCAUUCCACCAGGUGUACAACCUCACCUUCCACAUGCACACGCACAACGACAAGAAGCCCUUCACCUGCCCCACCUGUGGGAAGGGCUUCUGCCGGAACUUUGACCUGAAGAAGCACAUCCGGAAGCUGCACGACCUGGCCUCAAAUGAAACUCCUCCUCGCUCCUCUUCCUCCUCCUUCACGUCUCUGGUCCGUCUUUCGUCUUCUUUUGAUUUCACUCUCAGGAUUAUUGAAAAAAACCCAGAAAAAACUAGUUGUUUAAUGAUAUUUAUUUUAAAUUGUGCUACUUGUUAUUAAAAAAGAAAAAAAGUU
Pseudoliparis swirei is the source of this 1503-nucleotide messenger RNA. It is a transcript of the gene fezf1, whose product is annotated as FEZ family zinc finger 1. Gene Ontology annotation, cellular component: nucleus. The coding region runs from base 25 to 1488 and encodes 487 amino acids. Lineage: Eukaryota; Metazoa; Chordata; Actinopteri; Perciformes; Liparidae. The transcript has 5 exons. The record is from RefSeq and is a predicted model, not a curated record.